CAUCGGUAUUCCCCGCUCAGAAGGCGGCCCGUCAGUUCAACCUUAGAUGCCUCUUGGUACCCUUUCUCAAGUGACAUUCCCAUGGAAUAUACGCCGUGACUGUUUUGUUUUGGACAUCGCGGGUUUCUUUUUUCGCGCAGCCGUAGCCGUACAAAGCAAACGCGUCCUGGAUUAAAAUGUCGUAUUCUCGCGGCUACUGACUUGCCCGGCGACUCUAUCGCUUAUCGCAGUGUAGGGCGAACUCUUUACCGGGGCCGAACGCGCCCCGCUUUUGGCCCGGUGACGGUAGGCUAAAUCACGUAAAGAAAAAAAAGCCGGUUUACGGCCUCGCUGUCGUUUGAAAUCCCCGUUCGCGUUGCCGUGUGUAGGCUAGAGGCGACUCCAUGAUGUCCGGACAGCACUUCAAGGGCCAUGAAGUCAGCUGCUGCAUCAAAUACUUCAUAUUCGGAUUCAACAUCAUCUUCUGGUUGUUGGGAAUGGCGUUUCUAGCAAUUGGACUCUGGGCGUGGAGUGAAAAGGGUGUGUUGUCGAACAUCUCCUCCAUAACGGACCUGGGGGGUCUGGAUCCCGUCUGGCUCUUCAUGGUGGUGGGGGCCGUGAUGUUCAUCCUGGGCUUCGCCGGCUGCAUCGGAGCGCUACGGGAAAACACAUUCCUACUCAAGUUUUUCUCUGUGUUUCUAGGUAUAAUAUUCUUCCUGGAGUUGACGGCUGGCGUGUUGGCGUUCGUGUUUAAGGAUUGGAUUAAAGACCAGCUCAACUUCUUUAUCGACAAGAACAUCAAGGCCUACCGAGACGACAUCGACUUGCAGAACCUCAUCGACUUCACACAGGAAUACUGGGAGUGUUGCGGUGCGUUUGAGGCGGACGACUGGAAUCUGAAUAUUUAUUUCAACUGUACGGACACCAAUCCCAGUAGAGAAAAGUGCGGAGUCCCGUUUUCAUGCUGCACAAAGGACCCCGCGGAGGACGUGAUAAACACACAGUGUGGAUACGACGUACGCGCCAAGACGGACUUGGAGCAGAAGGCCUAUAUCCAUGUGAAGGGUUGCGUUCCUCAGUUUGAGAGAUGGCUACAAGACAACCUGACUGUGGUGGCCGGAAUAUUCAUUGGCAUCGCACUGUUACAGAUAUUUGGCAUCUGUUUGGCCCAAAAUCUUGUCAGUGACAUCGAGGCAGUCCGAGCCAGCUGUCUGUUCACCUGAUGGGAGUUGAGCCGCUUCACUCCUGAGGACACAGGUGGUGGAGCCAUGAUGAGGGGUGAGCAUCAGUACCAACCAAAGGAUCCGGCUCUCAUCCGGCUGCCAUCCGGCUCCCACCCGGCUCACAUCCGGCUCCUCAAGCUGAACUGAAGUUCACUGUACAUAGUCUUGUAUAGAAGGAAAUACUGCGCACAUAUGUGUGUGUGUGCCUGUG
Engraulis encrasicolus (European anchovy) is the source of this 1413-nucleotide messenger RNA. RefSeq names its product tetraspanin-5-like. Gene Ontology annotation, cellular component: plasma membrane. Lineage: Eukaryota; Metazoa; Chordata; Actinopteri; Clupeiformes; Engraulidae. The record is from RefSeq and is a predicted model, not a curated record. The transcript has 10 exons. The coding region runs from base 384 to 1202 and encodes 272 amino acids.